This is a messenger RNA of Bufo bufo (common toad), 1741 nucleotides long. RefSeq names its product F-box protein 4 (gene FBXO4). The record is from RefSeq and is a predicted model, not a curated record. Gene Ontology annotation, cellular component: SCF ubiquitin ligase complex. Gene Ontology annotation, biological process: SCF-dependent proteasomal ubiquitin-dependent protein catabolic process; protein polyubiquitination. Bases 121 to 1269 code for a protein of 382 amino acids. Gene Ontology annotation, molecular function: protein binding. NCBI's taxonomy places the organism in Eukaryota, Metazoa, Chordata, Amphibia, Anura, Bufonidae. The transcript has 7 exons.
ACUGGUUUGAUGAUGCUGGAGAUCCCUGCAAAUGAGGAAGUCGUUUUCUGCAUCCGAUAGCGCUGAGGAAUCACUGCAGGCUAUAGCAAUCGCUCAUUACUGGGGAGAGAGGGGGGCAGGAUGGCUGAAGGGGGCGCUGUGCCAGUCGUGGAAUGGAGCCGGCUUGAAGCUGCUGUAAUAAAUGGAUUCAGACAACUGAGGGAUCGGUAUCUGCACAGAGUGAAGGGUCGGGGGGCGCUGGAAGAUGAAAGUGAUGGUCUAGAGCAAGUGGAUGGUGGUAGUCUCCUGGACACAUUACCGGUUGAUAUGCAGUUAUAUAUCCUGACAUUUCUCUCACCACAAGACUUAUGCAGGCUUGGAAUGACAAACCAGUACUGGCAUUCAAUGGUGCAAGACCGUCUACUGUGGAAGUACUUUCUGCUGCGAGACCAUCCAUCAUGGUCCUCCAUUGAUUACCUCAGCCUGCCAGACUUAGACGUCCUCAACUCUUGUUUAUGUGAAUCACCGGAUGGGAAGGAGUGUAAUUAUAUGUCCAUCUACUUAAGGAGCUGCCCAAAAACCAGAAGGUCUAUGCGGAGCAGGAAUCCCAUUUAUGGAGCCGUGACCUCAUUUCUGCAGUCUCUUGUCAUGCAGGGAGAGCCCCGCUUUGCUAUGUUUGGUCCUGGUCUUGAACAGCUGGAUGAUUCUUUGGUCACGCGGAUGAUGACCUCUCCAGAGCUUAUACCAGUUGUCAGCAUACUUCAGAGGCAAAUUAAUGGUGUUGGCUCUGGCGUCACAUUUCAGCUUAAUGGUGAACACAAAUUUAAUAUUUUAACCCUUUAUUCUACAACACGUUCAGAACGAGAUCGAGCGCGCGUAGAACAGAGUGCGGCCGUCAACAAGAUGUUCGUCUCUGAGGGUUUGGUACAUGGAGACCAGAGGGCUGCAUACAGCCUCAUCCCUCAAGUAAAGGAAGUGUGCAAAGUUGUGGAUGGUUUCAUCUAUGUGGCCAAUGCUGAAUCACAUCAAAAGAAUAAUCGUGAAGAGGAGGUAGCCCAGAUCCAGGUGAUGAUGGAUCCUCUACUUGGGGCGCAGAGGAGACCUUUGUUGGUGUUAUCUUGUGUGACAAACCCUGGAAACAAGAGGAUCCCUUGUGUCUACUUGGCUCAUGAGCUGUGUCUAAACAGGUUAAAUCGACCAUGGAUGGUGCAGAACACAGAAGCCUCCACGCUGUUGGGGUUAUUAGAUGGCAUUGCCUGGAUUUUAGCUGAAGUUGGGAGAAAGAUAUGAACGCUGCCAAAUUUUUCACCUGCAAUUGUUCUUAAAAUGUGAAAUGAGAUUUUUAUACAUGUACUGUAUAUUGGGCAGAUUUAUGAAAACUGGUGCUAAGGAAAACCGAGCUAAUUGCCCAUAACAACCAAUCAGAUUCCACCUUUUAUUUUGGAAAAUGAAAGGAUCAAUCCGAUUGGUUGCUAUGGGCAACUAAACCAGUUUCCCUUUGCACCUGUUUUAAUAAAUCUCCCCAACGGUCUGAAGCGAGGAUUACACAACACAUUUCAGUCACCGUGAUCCACCUUAAAGGGGUUAUCCAAUUUCUCAAAACUCCCCCAUGUGCCGGACCCCUCACCGGUAAUAUACUUACGCCGCUCCUGGUCCCCGCACCGUCGCUGCUGCUUCUCCCUGCACACGGAUGAAAACAUCUGAUGUCGGGGGGGGGAGGGCCUCCCUAACAUCGCAGGUGACACUAGGUAGGCUCGUCCCC